Molecule: messenger RNA, 1659 nt
Organism: Kluyveromyces marxianus DMKU3-1042
Lineage: Eukaryota; Fungi; Ascomycota; Saccharomycetes; Saccharomycetales; Saccharomycetaceae
Gene: DED81
Product: asparagine--tRNA ligase DED81
Exons: 1
Coding region: 1-1659 (552 amino acids)
Biological process (GO): asparaginyl-tRNA aminoacylation
Cellular component (GO): cytoplasm
Molecular function (GO): ATP binding; nucleic acid binding; asparagine-tRNA ligase activity
Source: RefSeq, a predicted model, not a curated record
AUGUCAAUUUAUGUUAACGAAUUUGUCGGUGUAGACGAAGCAGGCGUUGCCGGUAGCGAGCAACAGCCAUUCAAGACACCAGCUUUUGCAUUAUAUGUUUCUGGGGAUGACAGUAAGUUGCUUGUAUUCAAGAAGGGCGAUGAGCAAGAAUCCGAGGGAUACUUUGAGAUCAGUGCCAGUGGUUUAAAGAAGGCCAAGAAGGGUGCUGAAGGUUUGAAGAAAAAAGCGUUGAAGCAAAAGGAACAAGAAGAGAAGAAGCGUGAACAAGAGGCCAAGAAUGCAGCUAAGAAAUUGGAGGCUAUGAACAUCUCUAUUGAGGAGGACAAGAGUUUACCAAAGGCUGAACGUUGCAAGAUCAAUGGUUCUUACAAUGCAAUUGACAAGAGAGUUAAGGUCAGUGGUUGGGUGCACAGAUUGCGUAACAACAAGUCUGUUGUGUUCAUCAUCUUGAGAGAUGGUACCGGGUUUUUGCAAGCAGUUUUGACUGGGGACCUGGCUAGAUCUUAUCAGAUUGUUAACUUGACUCUUGAAACUACCAUUUCUUUGUACGGUACUAUCAAGAAGGUUCCUGAAGGUAAGAACGCUCCAGGCGGAGUUGAGUUGUUCGUCGACUAUUACGAAAUUGUUGGUUUGGCUCCAUCUGGGGAAGAAGCCUUCACUAAUAAGGUGCAAGAAAAUGCGGAUCCAUCCAUCUUGCUCGACCAAAGACACUUGAUGUUGAGAGGUGAAACUCUUUCUGCUGUGAUGAAGGUGCGUGCAGCUUUGAUGAGAUCUAUUCGUCGUGUUUACGACGAGGAGAACUUGACCGAAGUCACCCCUCCAUGUAUGGUGCAAACACAAGUUGAAGGUGGUUCCACUUUGUUCAAGCUUGACUACUACGGUGAAGAAGCAUACUUGACACAAUCCUCCCAAUUGUACUUGGAAACCUGUCUAGCUGCCUUGGGUGACGUCUACUGUAUCCAAGAGUCCUUCAGAGCCGAAAAGUCCCACACAAGAAGACAUUUGUCUGAAUAUACGCAUAUUGAAGCCGAAUUGUGCUUCUUAGACUUUGACGACUUGUUGAGCCAUAUCGAACGUGUCAUCUCUAAGACCGUCCAAUACGUUUUGGAAGACCCUGUUGCAGGCCCAUUGGUCAAACAAUUGAACCCUGGCUUCAAGGCCCCACAACUACCUUUCAAGAGAAUGGAAUACAAAGAUGCUAUCGAAUGGUUGAAGGAACACGGCAUCAAGAACGAAGACGAUGAAGAAUUCAAGUUCGGUGAUGAUAUCGCUGAAGCUGCUGAAAGAAAAAUGACGGACACCAUUGGUGUUCCAAUCCUAUUGACCAGAUUCCCAUUGGAAAUUAAGUCAUUCUACAUGAAGCGUUGUGCAGAUGAUCCUCGUGUUACUGAGUCUGUUGACGUGUUAAUGCCAACUGUGGGUGAAAUCACCGGUGGUUCCAUGAGAAUUGAGGGUACCGAAGAAUUGAUGGCCGGUUUCGAACGUGAAGGUAUUGACCCAGCUUCUUACUACUGGUUCAUUGACCAAAGAAAGUACGGUACCUGUCCCCACGGUGGUUACGGUUUGGGUACUGAACGUAUCCUAGCCUGGUUGUGUGACAGAUUCACUGUCAGAGAUUGUUCUCUAUACCCACGUUUCUCUGGUAGAUGUAAGCCAUGA